GCUCACUCUCCUCCAUUGAAACGAUAUGCCAUGUAUUUGCUUCAAUACAAGUUUUGUUAUGGUACAUUGUGGUAGUCGGCGCCGUAUAUAUUGAUACACAUUGCUUUUCAACCGAACAAAAAAAAAACUAAAGCAGGCAUCUCUCUCUCUCCGUCUCACGUCAAACUAAUUUCAAAUCUAAAAUUCCAUUUGCACCAUAAUUCAUUCGGUGUUUUGGAUUUUAUUUUAAUGAAAAUUCGGACAGAUAUUCGGUUUGAUCGAAUUGGUCGAUGAAACAUUUCUCCAUUGUCGAGUGAUUGUGUGUGACAUUUCGUUCAUUGUCCGUAGCGCCGCAGUGAAUUUUUGUGGAAAUUUCUUGUGUGUUUUAUUCAAGAGUGUGCGAAUCGUUCAAUCUGCAUAGAGGAAAUUAUUUCUUUUGUGAUACAUUUAGCAAAGUACUACAUUAAGCCAAACAGGAGUUUGUUUUGUUAGCUCUUGCUGCUAAUCCAAAUCGAUAUGACAUCGGAUGUUGCACAAGAUUUCGAUCAGGAUAAUUCGACAAAGCUAAAAAACGACUUUAUUUGUGGUGUUAUUGAGGGAUUCUACGGUAGACCAUGGACAACAGAACAACGCAAAGAUUUGUUUCGGAAGUUGAAACGAUGGGGAAUGGAUUCAUACGUUUAUGCACCAAAAGAUGACUACAAACAUCGUGCGUAUUGGAGAGAAAUGUAUACCGUUGAAGAAGCCGACCAUUUGACGGGUUUGAUAACCGCAGCUAAAGAGCAUGGAAUCGUUUUCUAUUAUGCACUUUCACCGGGAUUAGACAUGACAUACAGUAAUCCGAAAGAGGUAUCCACGCUCAAACGAAAAUUGGAUCAAGUGUCACAGUUUGGUUGCGACGCAUUCGCUUUGCUCUUCGACGAUAUCGAACCGGAAAUGAGCAAAGCCGAUAAAGAAGUAUUUCAAUCGUUUGGACAGGCUCAGGUGUCGGUCACAAAUGAAGUGUACAAUCAUUUGAAUUGCUCACGCUUUUUAUUCUGUCCAACGCAAUACUGUAGCACACGAGCACAGCCAUCGGUAACCAAUUCCGAAUACUUGAACACAAUCGGCAGCAAAUUGGUGCAGGAGAUUGAUAUACUGUGGACGGGACCGAAGGUUAUUUCAAAAGAUUUAACCGUCGAAUCGAUUCAAGAAGUGACUGAAGUGAUGCGUCGCCCACCAGUCAUUUGGGAUAAUUUGCAUGCCAACGAUUACGAUCAGAAACGUGUAUUUCUCGGCCCAUACGCUGGCCGAUCACCCGAACUAAUUCCAAUGCUACGCGGCGUACUCACGAAUCCAAACUGUGAAUUUCAUGCCAAUCAAAUCGCCAUCCACACACUGGCACACUGGUCGAAAUGUAGUUCGGACACCAGGGUCAAUAACUCAAUUUCGGCGGAUAUCAAACUGGAAACUGAAAAUGAGGAAGGUAUUUGCAGUGAAGAUGCACCAACGUGUCUGUCAGAUGAUGUGUACCAUCCGAGAGUUGCGCUGAAAAAUGCAAUAAACGAAUGGCUUCCCGAAUUCUAUGUCAUCAAGGAUGCAUUUGGACCAAUAACAAAACCACAUCCGAUCCAAACAAUGGUGAUACCUGUGAUUCCGAUUUUACCGUCAAUUAAUACAUGCAUGAGUUUAACGACAACAACAAACACCGUCUCCAAUACAAGCGCCAUUAAAGUGCCUGAGGUGAAUACGACUCAAUUGCAAGCGCUGGCCGAAGUCUGUAGCACGGUGACAGGGGCUGAAACGUUGUCAGUGCCAAAUGUAGUGAUGAAUUCAUUGGUAUCAGCCACAAAAGUGAUAACCAACGAUGUAAUACCGAAUCCAAUUGUUGCAACGCUCAAUCCAAUUUCAUUGCCGUCGAUUCCAUUGCCCGUCGGCAGCAUCGGUGUUCCAAUUAUGAACUUGAAAAACGUAAACGAGAAUAAAUCCAAUGUCAAACCGGACAAUGAUAUCGAGGCCGAAGCAUUCGAAACGGAGGAUGAAAAAUUUUCGGAUACGAAAAAAUCGGAUGAAUCGAUGCCAGUUGAAGACGAUACAAUCAUUGAAAUGGCACAUAAAAUCGAAGAAAACAUCAGUGAGACCGAUGUUGAAGUGUCCGAAGUGCCCGAACCCAUUGAAAUUGCAUCGGUGAUUGUUAAUUCGGAUGUUUCAUUUGAGCAACCGAUUCUCGAUAAAAGUGAUGACCUCAACACAACCGGUGAUCAUUUAAACUCCACCGAACCAAUGGAAUGUGCUAGCGUCAAUUCAAUGGCAUCGCCAAAACAUACGAUGGUGAUCAAUGAUGUGAUUAUGGCAGAAAGCAUUUCGACCUCGUCCACGGGCAGCAUGCAAGUCGAAAGCUCAGACACAUCGCUCACUUCAAACACGGAUAUGCAUGACAUCGUGGACAAAUCUUAUGACAAAGACAUAACUGUGGAUGAUUUGUUCUUGCUCUGUGACCUAUUCUAUUUGCCCUUCGAACACGGCUCACGCUCACUGCAAAUCAUUAACGAAUUCUAUUGGUUGAAAACAAAUGCAAGCGUUCUCGUUAGCUCAUACAAAAAAGGUCAAGAUAUUUCAAGUGCAAAACCCGAGGUCCAAGAGUGGUUUCAACGAGCCGAUAAAUUCUAUAAUUUGUGUCAAUCGGUGAUGGGAUUGGCAAAGAAGAUUGCAUCAUGCGCCAACAAAGAGCUAUGCUAUGAUUUGUAUUCUUAUGUAUGGGAUAUGGCUGGUGUAAUCACGCUAUUGUGUGCAUUUAUCAAAUGGCUUGCAUUAGGAUAUUUCCCAGCCAAUAUUAAUUCGUACACCCAGGGCAAUUAUACAUGGUUCAGCAAGGGAUGGCGAGAGACAUUUUCUUCGGGAGAUCAAGAGCCGUGGGUGUUUCGUGGUGGUUUAACGGCUGAUUUACAAAGACUCAUACCCAUCGAUUCGGGCAAUGAUUUAUUCAUUUACAAAUUGCCCGAUUCGCCCACCACAAAUUUCUUCACCAUUCGACCGUAUUCGCACAUGGAUGAAGUUCAAAUCUAUGACAUUUGUCAUAAGACUUGCCGUGAUGGAUCAGAUUGUACCGAGCUAUUUUCUGAAAAUCUUCAAUCAAUACCGGCUGAUCGUCUGAUCGGUCCAUUUGUCACUAUAAACCCGGAACUCUGUUUGGUUUUGCAAAAUUCGGAGAAUCAUUUGGCUGGAUAUGCAUGUGCCGCACUAAAUGCAAAACAAUUUUAUCAAAACCAAGAAAUGUGUUGGUUUCCCGAAAUGCGACUCAAGUAUCCAUCAGCAUUGUUAGAUUUGCCGGAUUUAACGCCAGCCGCCAAGGAUUCAAUCAAUCAUUUUCACAAUUUCAAAUAUGAUUAUCCACAAGAAGUGCUCAAUACACAUCCAUCCAUAAUGGUAUGUUCGGUAUUGAAAGAACAAUGCAAUGCUGACUCAUCACUGCCAAAGCGAUUGGUCACUGUUCUAUUGGCUGCUCUACGCUCAAACGGAUCGUUUGGUGUGCACGUUUGCAUCAAUACAACCGAUCGUUUUAUGCAUCAAUUCUAUUCGAAGCUCGGAUUUACCGAAAUUUUCGAAGACUCGACCAACGGUCGCGUGUAUUUGGGCCGAAAUUUCUGAAACACAAAUCAUCAUUCAAAUUACACUUUUUUUCUUAGAUUUAGCGAAACAAUAUUCAUUUCUCCUUUGUUUCGUCUGAGUUCAUAAAAAAGCGAAUUAAAGUUGGAUGGUUUUUUUUUAACUUACUUUGAAUCCAAAAAAAAAAACAGAAAUGAUCAGAUAUAACGAGAUGAUAUUAUUAUCUAAACUAAUUCCGUUCGUAAAACAAAGCAUAAAAAAGGUGCCCAUGACUUGUAAGCAGUGUUUCAAAUGACUCAUGGCCAACUGAGAUGUCAAUCAAUGUCAACACAUAUCUAUUCAAUAUUUAAACAUUUCUCUUCAAUUUUUCUGUUUGGCUUGUUGUAUUGGAUCAAGAUCGAGCGAUCGAUCAAUUGAGACAUGAAGAUAAAUGAUGGAACAUUUGCAGGUAAAAAAUAUAAUAAUUUGAUGGCGGGAAAAAUGCAUGUUAUUUUUUUGCGGAUAGCAUACACACAUAAGAAAAAAUAUAUCAAUAAAUUUAUGUGAAUUUAAUGUAUUCAAGCAAUCCCAAAUGAAAAAGAAACAAAGAAAAGCACACAGCACAGACUAAUCCAUUUAAUAUUAUUUUUCUCCUCAAUUUUUAAUUUCAAACAUUAUUUAUGUAAAUUUCAUCAACAAAACAUGAAAUUAAUUUAAAAAAAAAAAUGAACGACAGUAAAGGAGCUAA
Molecule: messenger RNA, 4291 nt
Organism: Sitodiplosis mosellana (orange wheat blossom midge)
Lineage: Eukaryota; Metazoa; Arthropoda; Insecta; Diptera; Cecidomyiidae
Gene: Oga
Product: protein O-GlcNAcase
Exons: 12
Coding region: 496-3606 (1036 amino acids)
Biological process (GO): glycoprotein metabolic process
Molecular function (GO): beta-N-acetylglucosaminidase activity
Source: RefSeq, a predicted model, not a curated record